Messenger RNA from Canariomyces notabilis, 10323 nucleotides. RefSeq lists its product as uncharacterized. Gene Ontology annotation, biological process: fermentation. The transcript is spliced from 3 exons. The record is from RefSeq and is a predicted model, not a curated record. Lineage: Eukaryota; Fungi; Ascomycota; Sordariomycetes; Sordariales; Chaetomiaceae. Gene Ontology annotation, cellular component: membrane. The coding region runs from base 255 to 10028 and encodes 3257 amino acids.
CUUAAACCGAAAGGAGCACCCGGCAAGGGACACCUCAACGCAGCUGGCAAUUGCCCUCGAUCCGCUCGGCCACCAUGCCAUAAUCAACUCUGUGGAUCUCUAAUCCUAUAUUCGGCCGGCUCUGUCUCCUUCCCCCCGUCUCUCCGUUACGGCAUGGAGGGCGCCGUGUCUGGCUGCAGCUCUGGGGUUGAGUAGCGUCGCGGUGGUCUGGUUUAAGACAGAGAUCCAUAAGAGGUUCACUAUAUACGCUCACCAUGUCGAGCGGUGACAUUUUCAGCGGUAGUGCAGGAUUUAACGCGCCGUUCCUCGGUGUACUUAUCGCAGCCGGUGCCCUAUCGGUGUUCUCUCUACUAUAUUUCAACAGAGUCUUUGCGUCGGUGGUCUCGUGGGGAAUAAGGACUUACACCUGGCACCGCUACCGAGUCUACAUCGACAUCCAGGCCCUCCAAAUAUCCUUGUUGGCUGGUCGCAUCUUCUUCACCGGUCUUCGAUAUUACGGAAACAAUGAGACUAUCCUGGUACAGAACGGCCACAUUACUUGGGCCUACUGGCUACGCAGAGUUCGAGAUGUAAACGUGGGAAAGGGAGAGGGAAUUGAAGGGCCGAGUAAUGGGGGCAGCGAUCUCGCCCCAAAGCUUCCAUGCCGCAUCAAAGUGUCCCUACUGGGUCUCGAAUGGUUCAUAUAUAACCGCAGCCCUGCAUACGACUCGAUCCUGUCGGGAAUUGUUGAUCCAGCGGAGGUCAGCAGAGAGACGGAUCCGGCAAUGAGAGAUCCAGGAAGACCGCCCACUCCUCCUCCCCCAGCUCAAGUGCGAAUAAGACAGCGACGGCAGCGGCAGCAUGGUGCGUCCGACAGCCCGCCAUCCGCUCGCUUUCAUGCAGUAACCGAGAGAUCAGACAAUGCCCCAGACGAGCCCGUCAGUGGCUCGGCGGAGAGCCGCCCCGCCACUCUGCUGUCGUCAGCGUCCGAAAACAACGGAGGCCAGGACGGUCACCACCCCGGAGAAGAUCCCGAGUUACCGCUCUUUCUACAACUCCUUCCAGUACAUUUGGAAUGUGAGCGGGCCGCACUGGUGAUGGGCAACGAAAACACAAAGGCAGUCUUGAUUGUCAAAGCAGACACGUUGUCGGGCGAGAUUGAUGCCUCUAGAACGGACAGGCCUGAUCCGUUCCGCCAGUAUUUCCGCUUUGACUUUAAGCACCCGGUGAUUGAGAUGAGGGAGAACUUGGACUUUAAAGAGGAGCAAGCCGACCGCGCAGCCCGUGACAAGCAGACAGCCCAAGUACCGCUCUCGCCUUCCCGCCGGUCCUUCCUCCACUGGCAAAGACGCAGGUUGCGGGAAGGGCUCAGACGCUUGGUCCCAUUCUGGAACAAGUCCGUCGAAUCGUUAUCUCCCUCCAGCAGGGGGAUUGGAACUGGAGCAACUCAGGUUCCUGGAUCCGCUGGUCAGUGGCAGGGCCUCUCCCGAUACUUGUCAGACGACGUUGAAGACCAGAAGUCUCGGUGGGCGUCUUCAGAGUAUGCUGCCGUGCCGACAUUGCUAGACAGUCCUGAAGCUUCGCUGACUAUAUUCUGGGAUGUGGCCGGAAAGGUCGGGGAUGUAUCCAAGUCGGAGAAGACCACUCCGCAGCAGAGUGACAACAUCAACGGCGCCGAGCCCCCUGCAUGGGCUAUCCACUUGGCUCUUAAGGGCGGCUCCAUCAAUUACGGGCCUUGGGCUGACAGGAAUCGGGCUGACCUUCAACGGACAUUUGUACCAAACCUCUGCAAGGAUGCAGUUCCCGCGCACCGUCUUCCCCCAGGAGCGUAUCGGGUGCCGACUCAGUUCAAUCUCUACGUCGAGCUUCAAGACACUACCAACAUACGCAUCCCCGUCAGAGAGGAAUCGAAGAACUGGAGAUGGAAAGGGAAAGAGCCCCUUCAAAACAAAAUACCUGCUAGUGAUGCUCGCAAAUCGCGCAAUCCAUCUAAGAAAUCAGACCAGCCGUCUCAUGUGCACCAGCGUCCCUACGGGUGGCUCGAUAUCAGGGUCGCUGCGAAUUCGACCGUGUCGUAUUCCAUGGACAUCACGGCCGGCGCUUCGGGAUACAACAAUACACUUCAUCUGGACCUGCCAACUACGGAGAUAUCGAGCAGUAUCAAUCAUGAGCUGCUGUGGAAGUCCGGGCGGCAACACAUCUCGUGUGAUCUUUCAACGCCGUUACGCUGGAACGCCCUUCGGCAAUGGCAUUUUAACAUCACUAGUGAUGACCUGGAGCUCUACCUUCUGCGAGACCAUGUCUUUCUCCUAAUAGACCUAGUAGACGACUGGUCAGCCGGACCACCUGCUGACUACUUGGUCUUCACCCCUUUCAGAUAUCACCUUAAUCUUCAGCUUCAGAACAGCCGGCUCUUUUUCAAUCUCAAUGAUGCGAACAUCGUGAACAACCCGGCCGACCAUGAAGACAAUGUGUACCUCGUCAUUUCGAGCCCGCUGCUACUGGUUAAUACAUGUAUACCGAUCGACAAUUACAGACCCCGAAGAAACGCCAUUCCAUUUGACAUCCGCGCAGACACCGCGUCGGUCGACCUUCAUGUGCCACCGUGGAACACGCAAGCGGCCUUUCUCACUUCCAAGGAGGUCGGGCGACUGGAAAACUUGGGCGUCGACGGUACAUAUCAUUACAAUGCGACUACGUCGUCAUCGAACACCGACACCCUAGUCCUCAACGUCACCGGACAAUCACCAGUUGCACAUCUUCAUGGCUUCGCCAUACGCUAUUUUCUCAAGCUCAAAGACAAUUACUUUGGCGAUGACAUUCAUUUCAAAACUCUCGAGGAGUAUCAAGAUGCACUGCGCUUGAAAGAGAGCGAUCCUACUGCUGAGCUUGCAAACAAGCCGCCACCUAAGAAAUCGAACGAUUUAGAUGUGAUUCUCAGCAUCAGGACCGACGAUCCGAGAGUCCUACUUCCCGGUAACCUCUAUUCCUCCCAGCGUCACAUACAAAUUGACACCGCGAGCCUGUCGCUCGAUUUGCGUUUCACCAAUUAUUAUAUGGAUAUGGACCUAGUUGUGGCCCCCCUAACCCUCUCCCUGGGCAGCACCGACUCGGGAUCGGAAACACCGAUGAGCUCAACGUCAAGCACGCAGAUUUUUUUGGAUGGUCUCAACAUCCACGGACAUAGACUGUUCGGUCUCCCCCCAACGGAGCCAACCUACAUGUGCAACUGGGACAUCUCGGUGGGAACACUCACUGGCGAGUGCGCUACAGACUUCUUUCUAACCCUCACAAAUGCAGUGAAGGCGUUUGUCUUCACCUUCGAUGACGACGAAAAUGCGCUAAUUCCUCUCUCGUCGAUCGUGGUGCACGAUGUCACCUUCCUUCGAGUUUUGCUGCGUUCGGUCCGCCUUUGGUUGCAUGUUGAGGACGCAGCGUUCCUUCUCUCGACGGGGACAAUCGAUAUCAGCUACAACGACUGGGCAAGGUCGCAUUACUCUAAGAGAGCAGACGUCAAAGUCCCGGACAUCAAGCUGUACUGUGUAAACGCCGAGUCGGCCACAAGGCACAGAGCUCGUGCCCAUUUUCCGGUUGAGUCGGACGCUCUUGUAGCGACAAGUGUACACUUGGCAAUUGUCAUGAGGAAGGCCGAUUUCUCCAAACACAGGAAAUUGCAACAAGAGCUUAUUCAACAGCACGACCUACGCACACACAGAACGCCUUUCCUCCUUCUCCCCGAGAUUGUUGAAGAUAUUACUGGUCCGGUGGAUCCCCCUGCGCAAAGUGUUCCCCCGGUCCCUAUGCCGGCCAAACCGGAGGAGCACGGAGAUGACGGCGUAUCUUUGAACUCCAAAGGCACCCCAAGGCGGCGUCAAACCCUACAGCACAAAUCUUCCUUCUUGUCCCUGGCCAGCUCUGGCCAGAGCAGUGUGCUUAAACCCUUCGCCUUCGAUCGGUCAAGCGGAAAAGAGAAAAUUGCUCAUCGUCCACAUCGCCACUCCCCAGUAAAUUCCCGAAACGGGGACAAAGAGAGCUUGUUUCCGCAAACGCGGGAGCUCUCUCCAUCGACCCGCCAUUCUGCUUUCUACAGCAUGCCUGGCGACCACGAGGAUCUUGCCCACAAUACGGUUGCUUUCUCUAGUCAGUAUUUUGCACCAUAUUUUCCCCUCGAAAAUGUGAGACCAAGUCAUCAGGAUGCGAUGAUGCAAAGUAUCGAGCAGGAUGGAGAGGGCUUAGCCGAUGUGAAACAUGCCAGCUUCGACUUGGAAGACGUUGACCCCAGUCUUCUGAGCGAGGAUUGUGCGUACUCAAGCGUCCUGAUUGAGCUCCCGACAGGUCUCACAACAUUCUGUAACCCUUCCUCGUUGAAAUAUGUCGCAGCUCUGCUUGGCGCCCUGCAGUCCACCGACCCCGAGAACGUCUUAGAUUCGCUCCAAAUCAGCGCUAUGACUGAAAUCUUUGAUAUGCAGAAGGACCAGCAGAUGAAGGGCCGUAUCAACGACUUGCUCAUCAAACUCCCGCUGGUCGGUCUUCGCCUGGUCAACUCAUCGGAUCCGGAUUCCUUGGAUCAGCGGUCAGACGAACAAGAUCAGUAUGACGUGACGCUGAGCAGGCUUGCCUUUGCUUCCCGCACCCGGACCACUUGGCAAGACGCCUUCGAACCGAAGUCCAAGCAAGUCCGCCAUUCAUUACACGUGAAGCUUGACUCAAUAGAAGUAGCAGUGGCGGAGAGGUUCCGCGAUAUUGGCAAUUAUCAAGCAGCUGCUCUAGGUCGCAUUGAGAAUGUGAUCGCUUCAAUGGGGACGAACGACAUCACAUACCUAGAUGUCGAAAUCGGCAGCAUUCAGGGCAGCACAUCCUCUGACAAAGUGGACUACCUGGCGGCCCUGGUUCAGCGUGCAAGUGGCUUAGGAUCUGAUAUCGGCAUAAUCUUCUCUGAGGUGUCAUCACAAGAGAAGAUUUCUGUCCGAAACUUAGUACACCGUCUCGGCACGGCUUUUCAUGACACCCCAGAUCCAUCGUUCAUGAUACGUCCCUCCUCGGUACUUCGCUCUGCUCCUCAACACUUGCGAACAUUCGACUCGUGGAAGUUGAUCAUGCGUCUCCGCCAAAUAUGGACGAUUCUGGCAUCAAAUGGAGAGCAAGCCAAGCUUGACUGUCUCAGCCAAUCUCCAAUUUCUCCGGCGGAUGCGAGAAAAGAAGUCAUCUCGGCCUUCGAAAAAUGGCGAAGCUGGGAUUUAGAGAAUCUCGAGGAAAAUGUAUUUCUGAAUAUGGUUUUCAGGCCGGCGGAGGGCCUCCCAACAAACCCGACGCCUCGGGAUAAAGCGACCCACGCGGUUGUUAGGAUUAAGCAGCUUCAGCUCGCGCUCAACCCGGGACCCAAGCAAAAUGCUGUCACUCUCGUGGAUCUCACUGCAAGGUUACAGAGUGUGCACAACGGACCAACUACUCAGGGCGAAAUUCCAUCAAGGACUGCCAGUCCCUCGAUAAUCCUGAAUAUAUGCUGUGGCGAUGCUGUCAUCAGUCUGAAUUGGGAGCUCUGCGAACUGGCAAGCAAUAUUCUGAAGUUGGUGAAACGGAUGCAAUCCCAGAUGCCUGCUCAAUCGUUGAUUGAGUCAAAUCAAGCAACACCCUCGACGGCCUCAGAACCCACACAAGGGCGCACAAUUCACUUUGUGUUUUCACUUGAGCGUGGCUCCUUUAUUUUGGAAGCCGUCAACCUUCAUUUGACCUCCUCGAGCCAUGGAGCAAAAGUGUCGUUGCUCACGAGGAAACUGGCGGAUGAUUCAAUGGAUACAAGCUUGAUUCUCAGCUGCGAUUCAGUGAGCUCCAGCCUUCGCAGUCAUCAACAGAAGCUCGCAAAGCUCGUCUUAGAGAAGCCAAGUGUCUUCAUUUCCCACGAGCUACAGGCCACACAGAACACUAACUCCCAUACCAUCAAGGCAACUGCCAGUAGCCAGUAUCUUGGUUUGAUUGUCAAGCAGGAUUCCAUCAGCUUGGCUGAAGUACUUGAUCUCGUAGUCCGCGACGAAUUUGCCCAGCUCUACAAGCUGAAAGCACAGCUCCCCUCUUCAGCGCGGCCGACAUCCUCGCCUCAAAGGAUCGCCGAUCGCUUAUCGGCAUUCAGGGUGAACGUUGCCUUGUUUAUGGAUCGGUACACCAUCAGUUUGCCGCUGCUGCGCUCUCUGACCUACACAAUCCACGGCACUGUUUCCAGGGCUGCAAUGGCUGCUAACUUUGGUCGGGAAAUCAUUUUCGACUUUGAUAUCAAAGAGAACUCCCACGACAUACAAGUCAAGGUCAACAACGUUGCUCGGAGUAUUUCUCUGCUCCAGAUUCCGCCAACCAACGGCCGGAUCAGGAGUCAUAUGGAGCCAGGAGAGCAUUCCAUCAGCGUUUUUGCAUCUGUUGAAUUGGUGCAACUAGAUGCCUCUGCCGUGUACAGCCUUCUCUCAGCUUUGAACCGGCCGGAGAUUUCAAACGCCGUCAACGAACUGCAGCAGCAAGCUAGAAUGAUCCAGGACAACGUGAAAGAGGUGACCGGAGAGACGCCCGAGUUGUCCAUGGUGGUGACGGAGAAGCCCUCGACCGUUUUGACCUAUAAUACUCACCUGACUUUUGCUGGUCUCGAGGUCUUUGGGAACAGUCCCUUGAAGUCUGAGACAUCGCCCUUGGCGCACAUCUCAUUUGCGCUCGGCAGUGUUCAUCUGGGGCUCUCUAACCGAGUUGAACAGCAUGGGCCGACCCUGGCAUACCCGGAAUUCAACAUCAACCUCCGCCGUGUUGCUUUUGAGAUACAGAAAGGCAAUAUCGGGGCCAUGAACUCGUGCGGAAACGUCGCAUUUGGAGCGCUAGUAACUGCCUCGUCAAGACCUGGAGACCACGACAAAGAGAAGCGAUGUUUCCAUGUUAGAAGCGAUGCCUUUGAGGUCGACCUUUCUCCGGAUACUGUAUCCACAGUCGUGGACGUCCUAGGCUACAUGGGCGACAAGAUCAAGGAUCUAGACACCUCCCGAGAGCUCGAGUAUAUCCGGAAGCUCAGGCAAUCCAGGCCUCGGAUUGCUAUCAGUGAUGCCGAUGCACAACAAGUGGAAACCGACCUUAUCGAUGCCUUCCUGUCAUCUUUGACCUAUACAUUUGAGGUCUGCAACAUUCAAUUCGCCUGGCUGGUCAAUAAACCAGGCGAAGAUUCGCCCACGGGGAAAGAGGAUCUCGUUGUCUCUCUUCACAGAAUUGAGCUCAGUACCCGGACGAAAAAUUCAGCCAGGCUCACCAUCGAAGACUUGCAGGUUCAGAUGGUAUCCCCAGCGCAUGGCAUGAAGUCCCGCUCUCCAAACUCUGCGCUACUACCCGAGGUCAUGUUUAAUGUCGCUUACUUAUCUACACCCGGUGCACGUCGACUCGCGUUCCAGGCAGUCGGAAAGCCACUUGAUGUGCGCCUUACUUCAGGUUUCAUAAUUCCAGCUGCGCACCUGAACGACUCCAUCAGCCUGUCGCUCAGGAAUAUCCGGCAAGCCUCGCAGAAUUGGAACCCGGUUAUUUCCAGCACGCAGCCGGUAACCCUUGAACAACCACGAGUAGCACCGCGGAAAAACAUCCUUGGAGGGAAGAGACUAGAGUCCCUGCUCAUCGAUGCCGAUUUUGCAGGGGCAGUGGUGCACCUGACGAGCAGAAAGCCAAGCGAUGACUCUGCCCGGCUCGCCGGAAGGGCGGGGACGUCUGGAAACCAGGGGCAGCUUGGCCUGGACGAGAAAACAACCAACACAGCGCUGCGGUCGCCUGGCUUGGCCUUAAAACUGGAAUUCCGAGACAAUGGCAAGGAUGAUUCGUCUCUCCAUGCCGAAGUCAAGAUUGAUGCAUCCAACAACAUACUGUAUCCUUCUGUUGUUCCCCUGAUUGUGGAUAUCAGCAACAGCGUCAAGGAAGUGGUGAGCAGCCAUGAUACCCGUCACGACAAACCACAUAAACAGACUAGAGAGGUUGCUGCCAAACCCAAGCUCCCAGAGGAGGACAGCAUUCUCACCGCCGAUCCGACUACUGUUCUCGGCCAUAUGAAGCUCAACCUCGGACUGCGCAUCUGCAAACAAGAGUUUUCGCUGAGCUGCCAACCUAUUGCUCGAGUUGCGGCCACGGCCAGCUUCGAAGAUGUCUACUUCACCGUCAAUACGGUUCGCUCCGUGGAGCACGGCAACUUCUUUGCCAUCUCUGGAGCCUUCACCAACCUCCAGGCCUCAGUCCGGCAUGUCUACUCCAGAGAUCCGACGGGCAGCUUCAAGAUCCCAUCAAUCGUGCUAUCUCUAAUGAACAGCAAGCAUGUUAGCGGGACCAGCGGUUUGUCAGCCAUCCUCAAAGUCAGUCCCAUGGUGAUGUCUAUCAACGCGAAGCAAUUACAGGAUUUUAUGUUGUUUCGGGAGAUAUGGCUGCCCGGUCGUCCUGCGGGUGUCGCGUCGACAACACCGGCGGCAAAGCUAAUGACCGAAACUUCGCAAGGCCAUCUUGUGCAGCGUUAUCAGCAGGUGGCGGCAACCGCGGCCUUUCCCUGGACAGCCAGCAUCUCCAUUUCAUCGCUCCAAAUUGUGGUAGACCUCGGGCAGUCUUUGGGCAAGUCAACAUUCUCCAUCAACGACUUCUGGGUUUCGUCAAAGAAGACGUCGGAUUGGGAGCAAAACCUGUGCCUCGGCUUCAAGAUGAUUGGAGUCGAGAGCUCCGGGCGGAUGAGUGGCUCCGUGGCCCUGCAGGACUUUAAGCUGCGAACCUCGAUCGAGUGGCCCGAGCGGGAACAGGCGCUCAACGAGACACCCAUAGUGCAAGCUUCGGUUGCGUUCAGCGAGUUCAAGGCCAUGGCCGCCUUUGACUAUCAAGCAUUCCUCGUGGCGGACAUCACUUCACUGGACUUUCUCAUGUACAACGUUCGGCGCAGCCGAGACGGCAGUGGAGACCGGCUGGUAGCCAUAUUCGACAGCGAGGCGGUCCAGGUGUUUGGCACGACCACGUCGGCCGCCCAGGGCGUCGCCUUGUACCAGACGUUCCAGCGGCUGGUGCAGGAGCGCAAAGCGAACUUUGAGACAUCUCUCAAGGAGAUCGAAAAGUACUUGCAGCGGAGAUCGGUCCCAGCGACCUCGGGCGUGAUGCAGCGCCUCAGCAUUCCCAAGCCAGCCCCCGACGAUGAGCUCCACAAGGCGCCCAUCUCACUCGACACAGACGUGGUGGUGACGCUCAAAGCGCUUAAUCUGGGCGUCUUCCCCAGCACCUUCUCAGACCACCAGGUUUUCAAGAUGGAGGCGCUCAACGCACAGGCGCGGUUCGCGGCCAGCGUCACGGCAAACGGACGUAUUCACAGCAUCCUGGGCCUGACGCUCGGGCAGCUGCGUAUCGGGCUUGCCGGAGUGCGGACAAGCCCUGGGCAUAAGACGCUCAGCGAAUUGACGGUUGAGGACGUGGUGCGUAGCGCGACGGGCUCGAGGGGCGGCACCAUCCUCAAGGUACCGCAAGUCGAGGCCAUGAUGCAGACGUGGCAGCGCCCGGGAGGCGAGUCGAAGCGCAUCGAGUACAUUUUCAAGAGCGCCUUUGAGGGCAAGGUCGAGGUUGGGUGGAACUACAGCCGCAUCAGCUACAUCCGCGGCAUGUGGGCCAACCACUCCAAGACGCUGGCCCAGACGUGGGGCAGAGAGCUCCCCAACGUGACGGCCAUCCGGGUGACGGGGGUGCUGCCGGAGACGGGGGUCGUGAGCGCCGCGGGUGACAACAAGGAUAAGAAGAAAGCCGAGUCUGACUCUGGCGAGGCGGCGCCGGCGGCCGGCGCGGCGACCAACAAGAUCACUGCCGAGGUCAAGGUGCCGCAGUCCAAGUACGAGUAUGUGGCGCUCGAGCCGCCCGUGAUUGAGACACCGCAGCUCAGAGACAUGGGCGAGGCCACGCCGCCGCUCGAGUGGAUCGGUCUGAACAGGGACAGGCUGCCGAAUCUGACGCAUCAGAUUGUUAUUGUGGCUUUGUUGGAGCUGGCUGGGGAGGUGGAGGAUGCGUAUUCCAAGAUUCUGGGAUCGACGUGAUUUUUUGUUUCUUGUAGUGUUUAGGUGUGUUUGUAUGAUGCAUGGGAGACGGGAAGCAGGUUAUAGUAUAUUUGUACACGAGCUUUUUCUUGGUGUGUUGAGCUGGAGCGAAGCAUACAACGAGGGGAAAGGGGUGUCUCUGGUCUAGAGGUGUACUUGUACAUGAUUGUUUGGGUUUGAAAUCGAUGGUUUAUUCUUGGGUUUCUUUCUUCCACCUUAGGUGUCUCUCCCUUUACCUGGUGCCAGCACGACAGAUUAUGAACUUUACUUGACUUUGUCAGGUUGAUGCCAGCAG